UAUUAUCUAUUUCACUUGCUUUGGCAAUGUAAACAUAUGUUUCCCAUGCCAAUAAAGCCCCCUAAAUUUAAAUUGAAUUGAGAGAGAGAGAGAGAGAGAGAGAAGCAGAGAGUGAUAGAUUGAGUGAGCAAGGCAGAGGGGGGAGAUAGAGGCAGAGAGAUAGUGACUGAGAGAGAGAGUGAGAAAGAGAGAAGCAGAUAAAGAGUGAUAGUAAAAGGAAACAGAGAGAGAAGGGGAAAGCCUGUGCUUCAGCUCUGAGGCGCUAACCGUCUCCCUCCAGACUGACCGUGCAGUCCCGCCCCUCCCUGACCCAGCAGGACUCUGACAUGCUCCUCUGUGUCUCUGUCUCCAGAUGGCCAACACCGUAACGUUGCUGUGCUGUGUAGUGCUAGCUGCUGUGGUGGUGGCAUACGCGCAGAGACGCAACCAGACAGGGGCCAGUAUUCAGUAUGAGCGUAUGGAUGGGGACGUGACCAUGAGGUGUGGCUCUCUGGACAGCGAGGCCAGCGUGACAUGGAAGGUUAACGGGACGGACGUGAAGGCACACCACCGGGAGGAGGGGUCUAGACUCAUACUGAUGGAAGUGGACCUCUCUAACAACGGACUUUACAGCUGCUUUCAGAACCCCAAUGGAGAACGACGGGACCAGAUCAACCUGCGCAUCGGAACCUCGCCUAGGGAACCCACGGUGACGUGUCGAUCCAACACCUACCCUAAAGGUUUCUACUGUAGCUGGCACCUUCAGCACCCCACCUCCAUACCCACAGACUACCACGUCACCGUCCUACACAACCAGGAGUCCCUAGAAGUAACAAGGGAUGUGGUCCAUAAGAACCGCUGCCACGUUCUGUUCCCUGAGGUGUUCAGUAGCUACCCCUACAGAGUCAACGUUACAGCUGUCAACGCCCUGGGAAAAGCCUCCACCACCAUCACCUUUGAAGAGAUCAACAUAGUGAAACCAGACCCCCCUGAAAGGGUGGUGGCCACUCCCAUCCCCAGCAACGUGCGUCGUCUGGAGGUCACCUGGAAUAGCCCUUCUACCUGGCCUGAUGUAGAAACCUUCCCCCUGAAGUACUUCCUACGAUACAGACCCCUCAUCAGAGACCAGUGGCAACACGUGGAGUUGUCAGACAGUACGGCCCACACCAUAACGGAUGCGUACGCAGGGAAGGAGUACAUCGUCCAGGUGGCGGCUAAGGACAUGGAGAUCGGCACCUGGAGUGACUGGAGCGUCGCGGUGCACGCUACCCCCUGGAUGGACAAACCCCAACAGAUCCCCUCCACCACCGAGCAGGAACCGCUCCUCGAGACUAAACCCUCCCCAGCCCCUCCCUCAGCAGAGCCCCAUAGGGCAGGUGUCCCAGUGGGCAGAGCUUCAUCGUCCCUACACCUCCCCUCACCCCUCCUCUGGUCCUCCUGUCUGCUGCAAGGGGCCCUAACUCUGGCCCUGAUAUGGUGA
Oncorhynchus nerka (sockeye salmon) is the source of this 1459-nucleotide messenger RNA. RefSeq names its product ciliary neurotrophic factor receptor subunit alpha-like. The transcript is spliced from 7 exons. Gene Ontology annotation, biological process: cytokine-mediated signaling pathway. Bases 353 to 1459 code for a protein of 368 amino acids. Gene Ontology annotation, molecular function: cytokine binding; cytokine receptor activity. Lineage: Eukaryota; Metazoa; Chordata; Actinopteri; Salmoniformes; Salmonidae. Gene Ontology annotation, cellular component: external side of plasma membrane; signaling receptor complex; membrane. The record is from RefSeq and is a predicted model, not a curated record.